This is a messenger RNA of Linnemannia hyalina, 573 nucleotides long. The record is from the annotation of a GenBank genome assembly. Lineage: Eukaryota; Fungi; Mortierellomycota; Mortierellomycetes; Mortierellales; Mortierellaceae.
AUGGCUGCUGCAGAACAGCUCGACUUACAACGGAUAGAAUUCAUCAAGGAGUGUAUCCUCGACCAGAACGCCAUCCAUCGCUCGCUUCCCGUCCGGAUCUGGCCUUCCCAACAGCAGUAUAUUAUGAAUAGUGAGAAUCAUGUUGUUGCGAUUAUGCAGCAGGCUCCUAAGAAGGUUGCUAGUAACCAUAAGGGAGGAGAGGCGUCGGUUAGGAGUGAAGGUUCAGAGCCAGGUCAUUCGAGGACGGUGACAAGGACUCUAAGUAAGGCGAUUGGGUUUGUUGAGAGGUUGUGUCAUCGUGGAUCAGACUCGGGCUCUGGAUCGCCGUCUUCAGGAACUGCGGAGGUUCAGGACUCAAAUGGAGGGAUUCAGAUGAUGACGAUAGCCGCAGUUUCGGGUCCUGUCCCGACGCAGUGCAGCAGCAACAGCAAUGGAAGGCGGGGUAGCUAUACAGAGUCGAUGGCAGAGGACGUGUGUUGCUCGAUCUGUUUGUGCGAGUACGUCGCUGAUGACCGUGUCAGGGUCUUGCCAUGUGCCCAUGAGUACCAUGCCGAGUGCAUAGGUAAGCCUUGA